Messenger RNA from Lactuca sativa (garden lettuce), 2220 nucleotides. RefSeq names its product B3 domain-containing protein Os01g0723500. NCBI's taxonomy places the organism in Eukaryota, Viridiplantae, Streptophyta, Magnoliopsida, Asterales, Asteraceae. Gene Ontology annotation, molecular function: DNA binding. The record is from RefSeq and is a predicted model, not a curated record.
CUGUUAUCUCUCCCUCUCUCUCUCUCUCUCUGUUAUCUCUCUCUCUCUCUCUCUCUCUCUCUCUCUCUCUCUCUCUCUCUCUCUCUCUCUCUCUCGAUUCACUAUAUCUUCCUUGAAAAUUUCACUAUAUAGGAAGGGACGGUUGAUUUGAUUCACGGUGCAUCUCAAUGUCUGUAAUUUUCUUGAGUUGUUUCUAGGGUUUUACAGAAAAUCAGCUGAUACAACGAGAGAUGAUGGAUGCCAGAAGACCUCAUUUUAUCAAGGGUUUUAACCCUAACAUAAGCUUCGAUAAACUGAAAAUACCUUCAAAAUUUGGGAAACAUUUGGAAGGGAAAACAUGUGGAACAGUUUCAUUGAUGGGUCCCAGUGGGAACACAUGGCAUGCUGACUUGGCACAGCAAAGUGAUGGUUUGUUUAUCUUGGAUGGAUGGGCAGCUUUUGUGAGAGAUCACUUCUUAGAAAAUGGCGACUCUUUAGUUUUCAGAUAUGAUGGUAAUUUGCAUUUCACAGUUCAAAUCUUUGAUCAAAGUUCUUGUGAGAAAGAGACUGCAUUUUCAGCUGAAUGCCAUCAAGAUUUAAGCAUCUUUGAUCAACAUUUUGGUAAAAAAAGGGAAAGGGAAUAUGCAUCUUUGUUGUCAAAUAUGGUUGAUGGAGUCCCAAAGAAACCAAGAAGCUCUCAAUCACACAAUGAACCCACAAACAUAUCUGAACAACAAACCAUGGAUGGAGUUGCAGACUUUUUGAAUGGUUCAGAGUUUUGUGGAAGUGGCUUAAAGAAUUCCAUCACUCCUGCUUUACCUGUAUCAGCUGUACGUCCUAACGAAGAAGAGUUAGGAAGAAUAUCAGCUUCAGAAGCAGAAAAGAUUGCUCAAACUUUCAAUUCAAGUUUCCCUCAUUUUUCCCAAGUUAUGAAAAAAUUCAACAUAAGUGGCUCAUAUACUUUGAAUGUUCCAUAUCAGUUUGCUAUGGCGUAUCUUCCAAACUGCAAAGUAAAGAUUGUUCUUCAAAACUUAAAAGGAGAAUCUUGGAUUGUUAAUUCGAUUCCAACAACAAGAGUUCAAACUUCACAUACAUUCUGUGGUGGGUGGUUGAAUUUUGUUCGUGGGAACAACAUAAAUGUGAGAGAUGUGUGCAUAUUUGAACUUGUGGGAAACUGUGAAAUGCGUGUGAAUAUUCUUAGAGUUAGACAAGAAGCAGUAGAGUAUGAAGAACAACAACAACAACAGGGUAGUAGUGAUGUUAAGGCAUUGACUCAUAAAACUUCCGGAAAGUUGGCAAAGAAAGCGAAAGGAAAAUCACGCAAAACACAGAAGCUUUCCAUGAUGGAAGGUCAGAAGGUUGCCUUCUCCAUUGAAAAGGUGAAACUUGGUAUUGCUGCUAAAGGGUCUGUUGUUGGGUCCCAAUCGAAAACUACAACAAAUGGAAAACCAGGGAAAGAAAGAGUGUUACAAGAAAAAAGGGGUUCUUCAAUGACGGGGUGUAUGUCAAUGAAGUCAGCACCUGAGGAAAAAAUGGCUGCUGAAUCUUUUGUUUCUAGUUUUCCUUAUUUUGUUAGAGUCAUGAAAAAGUUCAAUGUCAGUGGAUCAUACACUCUGAAAGUUCCGUAUCAGUUUUCAAUGGAACACCUACCUAGCUGCAGAACAGAGAUAGUUCUUCAGAAUCUGAAAGGGGAAUGCUGGACAGUGAAUUCAAUUCCAACACUGAAAGUGGAGACAAUGCAUACACUGCAUACAUUUUGUGGAGGAUGGAUGGGAUUUGUGCGUGAGAAUGGGAUUCAAAUGGGAGAUAUUUGUAUUUUUGAGCUUGUUGGAAGCUGUGAAAUGCGUGUCCACAUAUCAAGUCUUGGAAAUCAGUUAACUGCAACUGCAACUGGACCUUCAAAUCAGUUAGGCACUUAGUUCAUAAUCAGGUUGGAGUAUUUUUUUUUUAUUAAUGGAGAUGUUGCUGAUCUAUCUGAGGUGAUGUGAGUGUGAUUGAUGUCCGUAUAUAAUAUGAGAGUUAAAUUAGGAAAGACUUAUCUCAUGAUGUAUGGGCAUCAUAUCAUAUAUGUUUUGUGUCUUUUUGUAUCAUGUUUCGUAACAAAGAACGUUAUGGUUAUAUUAGAGUCAUGAAAUUGCUUCAUGUUAACCUGGAUUUUGUAUAUAAAUGGUAAUCUUUAGUUUCCUUUGCUGGGUCAUUAAAUUGCACUUUGCUGGAAUAAAGAAAAUUGAUUUAGUGACA